Molecule: messenger RNA, 1062 nt
Organism: Neoarthrinium moseri
Lineage: Eukaryota; Fungi; Ascomycota; Sordariomycetes; Amphisphaeriales; Apiosporaceae
Exons: 3
Coding region: 1-1062 (353 amino acids)
Cellular component (GO): cytoplasm
Molecular function (GO): 2-oxoglutarate-dependent dioxygenase activity
Source: RefSeq, a predicted model, not a curated record
AUGCCUUCACUCAGCGCCGACGCCAAUCUCGACUUCCACAUUGUCGGAGGGCAUCAAGAGUCUAGAACUAGACUGUCUGGCCCCUUGGUCUACUCUGGGACUUUGGACUCGUUUGAGCAGAAUGAUAUUACCCCUGUAAUUGGCCGCGAGUACUACGGACUACAGAUCCGUGAUCUCUUGCAAUGGGAUGACCAGCAUGUCAAAGACCUCGCGGCGACAAUCUCGCAGCGAGGAGUCGUCUUUCUUCGAAACCAGGAUGUGACGCCCUUAGAGAUGAAGGACUUUAUGAUCAGAUUGUCAACCCUGGCCGGUUGCCCAGAGUCCUCGGGCCUGCACGUGCAUCCCUUGACCGAAGAGGGUAGCGAGCUGGGCGAUCAGAUCUCGGUCAUCUCCAGCGAGAAGCAAAAGAAGGGAGGCGGCCUUACACACCAAUUGAGCGAUGUCAGCCGUUUUGCUAGCACGGGAUGGCACAGCGACAUUACAUUCGAGAAAGUACCAUCAGACUAUGCUAUGCUAAAGAUCCAUACCUUACCAAAAACUGGUGGCGAUACUCUCUGGGCAUCUGGAUAUGAGAUAUACGAUCGGCUUUCGGAACCCAUGAAGAAGUUCUUGGAAAGCUUGACUGCAACUCACGAUGCGAACUUCUUCCAUGACGAAGCGGCGCGACUCGGCAACCCCCUGCGCAAGGGCAUCCGCGGCUCACCGCUGAAUCAAGGGAGCGACUUGAAGACUACACACCCAAUCAUCCGAACGAAUCCCGUGACCGGUUGGAAGAGUGUGUUCAUCAACAAGGGAUUUACCAAGAGAAUCAAUGGUGUGACCAAAGACGAGUCUGAUGUCCUCCUGAGCUAUCUGUUCAACCUCGUCACGCAAAACCACGACGCCCAGGUACGAUUCAAGUGGAACCAAAACGAUCUGGCGAUUUGGGAUAAUAGAUCAACAUUCCACUGCGCGACAUAUGACUACGAAGCUGCAAGAGCUGGUGAUCGGGUGUGCAGCUUGGGGGAAGCCCCGUACCUGGACUUCGAGAGCAAGAGCCGAAGGGCCGCACUCGAUAUCUAA